Messenger RNA from Daphnia pulicaria, 1787 nucleotides. Its product is annotated as DDB1- and CUL4-associated factor 5-like. The transcript is spliced from 6 exons. Gene Ontology annotation, cellular component: Cul4-RING E3 ubiquitin ligase complex; cytoplasm. Gene Ontology annotation, biological process: negative regulation of fatty acid biosynthetic process. Bases 71 to 1762 code for a protein of 563 amino acids. The record is from RefSeq and is a predicted model, not a curated record. NCBI's taxonomy places the organism in Eukaryota, Metazoa, Arthropoda, Branchiopoda, Diplostraca, Daphniidae. Gene Ontology annotation, molecular function: protein binding.
UUUAGGUUCUCAAAUCUUAUUUCUUAUUCGUAUUUUGUGUCUAAAAUUGAACUAAAAGACACGUGUGAAAAUGUUGCGGUCUAAAAGAAAAUACAGUCUUGUUGAUCGGUUUGUAACUCGAAAUUUGAUAGGAAGUGAAAUUAGUGAUGGUAUAUUUUCGGACUGGUGUGAAAAGUCUUAUUCCUUGUUCAAAAGGGAUUUGCUUGCUCAUUAUGGUUGUGUGAAUGCCGUAGAAUUUUCAGACGACGGGACCAUCUUUGUUUCUGGGAGUGAUGAUCGGAGAGUAUUGCUAUGGUCCAUUUCAGAAGCCUUUAAUAAUCAACAGAAGAACAAACCCAUUACCAUGGAAGCUGAACAUGGUUCAAAUGUAUUUUGUUUAGCCAUUAGUCAGGACAAUCAAAGGAUAUUUUCGGGUGGAAAUGAUUUGCAGACCAUAAUCCAUGACACAAAAUUAGCCAAACCUGUUGACUAUUUCCUUCAUGAAAAGCCUGUGUACAGCAUAUCCUUGCAACCUGGCAGUCAAAAUAUCUUUGCUACAGCGUGUGACGAUGGGAAAUUAAGAGUCUUUGACAUGCGAUGCAGCGUGUCAGCAGAGACAAUCCUCGCUUCCAAGCGAUCUCCUUUUCAUUCAAUCAUGUUUCACCCAAUUGAAGGAAGACUUGUGGCCUCCGCCAGUGCCAAAGACGGCCCAGAAUUGUGGGAUCUACGUAAUCCAUUAACGUGCCUUCACCACUAUCCCAAUGAGAAAGGAGCAAUGAGUGUCCGAUUUAACUCGUUGGGUGACCGACUCCUUUGUCUACGAAGAAGGGAACCGCCUAAAAUCUAUUACCUCUACCGAGAAGGAGAAAUUCAACUACGUGCCGAAGACUACAACAACGCCUGUACUAUGAAAAGCUGUUGCUUUGCUGGUGACAGGGACGAGUACGCCAUUUCAGGCUCGGAUGACCACAAUAUUUACAUCUGGAGAAUCCCUACAACAAGCGAAGAUGAUGACGGUCACAUUGUUCAAAAUGCACACAUGGUAUUGAAAGGACAUCGUUCAGUAGUCAAUCAUGUCCGAUACAAUUCCCUCACCUGUUCCUUGGCUUCGUGUGGAGUAGAAAAAAUGAUUAAGAUCUGGACUCCGUUUGCUUUCCCUGGAUCAUCAGGAGGCCUUGACCGAUCAUCGGCGGAAGACCCGAAACCUCGGAAACGGUUAAGCCGAUUAACACGAGAUUGCAACAUGAUUCUUGCUCCAAGUCCUAAUUUCCGGACGACGGAUGAAGACAAAAAGAUGUUGGCCUUUUUCGAUCUCUUAGUGGAGCGUUCCUCCUGGAUCAGUUCAGGAGAAGAAGAAACGACUGAUUCAGAGGAUGAAGAUGAUGAGGAUGAGGAAGACGAUUCUGAUGAUGGUGGUGAUGAUCACGAAUACAGUACCUCGCAAUCGAGUUCUCCAGCGAGCUCUGAAAAUGAAGAAUCGUUUGAAAUCGAUUCAGUCUCCACACCGUCUUCUUCCUCGUCCGAAGCAGAGGAACCAGUUGCUGGGCCUAGUGGAAUUCAAUUCAACAACUUGGACGAGUCCUCAAAAUUAGAACUGCCGUCUCAGUUGUACACUCGUUGUUUUCCAGUAAAACUCACCUUAAAGACAUCGUCGUCAGAAGAUGAUGAUGUCGAAAGACCAACGCAAGAAAGGGAUCAAGAUCCAAUAGUGUUUCGAUCGUUACCGGAGAACAGAAAGAGACAGUUCCGCAGGAGAACCAACAGCUCGAGUUCUUCGUCUUAACAAUUUUGUAAUUCGAAAAAUCUUA